UCCCAACCCAAGCCCGGCACUCCGGCAGGCAGCUCAGCUCUCGAGCCUCCCCUCUCGCUCUUCCGGCACUGCUGCUACGUACUCCUGUCAUCCAUUGCGUGCGAGUGCGAUUGGGUUGGGGCCUUUAAGCAUUGCAGCAUCAGCAGCUGCGGGCAGUUGCAGUUACUUUCGGCCUCUCGUCCUUGCUUGUGCCCUCCGAUCCCCUGUUUGCACUUGCACCCUCGCAAAAACCGUUAGGCGCUGGCUAUUGCAGGGCAGAUUGGCCACCCAUUACAAAAGCCUCUCUCCUUCAGACGGCUUCUAAGCUCUCACAAGAGAAAACAGAGGGGGCGCUUCCAAUACAGUUGUUAACAGGCACCAAGGCGUGAGCGUGAAUGCAGGGAGCCCACGGCUAUGGUGGCUACGGGUACGGCGGGUAUGGCUACGACGCCGGCGCGUACAGCUCCGCGGGCGGCGGCUACGGCUACGGUGCCGGAGCGUACGGCUCUGCGGCCGGCGGGUACGGCUACGACGCCGGCGGGUACGGCUACGACACCAGUGGGUACGGCCCCGCGGCCGGCGGGUCCUACUACUCCAACGGCUACCCGCCGGCGCCGGCCUACGAGGACCCGCUCGCGGCCGGGCGGCGGGCGCACGACGUCCCGGCGCCGCUCAACGGGCUCGAGCUGCAGCCAUCGGAGGCGUGCCCCAGGAACUACGUCAUCUUCGACCAGACGUGCACCAAGAGCCGGGUCAUGUUCCACCCCUCCCUGGCGCACAAGCUCGGGGGUCCGUCGUCGGCCCACAGCGGCAGCUGCUACGGCGCGGGCGACGGCGCCGGGAAGAAGGGCGCGUGCAGGGACGACGGCGGCGGCGGCGGCUGCUCGUUGCGGCAGAAGGAGGACACGGAGGAGAUCGACGCGCUACUGAGCUCGGAGGACGACGACGACGUGGUGAGCACGGGGCGCACCCCGGGCGCCUCCCGGGACGACGGGAGCUCCCCGGACUCCACGUGCUCGUCCAGCCGCCGCGGCGAGCCGCGCAAGAAGGAGCGGAUGAGCAAGAUGAUGCGGACGCUCAGGGGGAUGGUCCCCGGCGGCAGCCAGAUGGACACGCCGGCCGUGUUGGACGGGGCCGUCCGGUACCUCAAGUCGCUCAAGGUGGAGGCCAAAAAGCUCGGCGUGCGCGGCUCGGGCAGCUAGCUAGCUCAUCGCCAACAGCUCCAACCGAUGGCGCCGGCGGCAUGCAGAUGCAGCAGCCAUGAUCUGGCCGAACUCCUUUCUUGCGCUCUGCUUUUGGCCACGGGCUCCGUCCAUGAUGACAGCAUGGGGCAACUGGGCAGGGACACGAGGCUGUACUGGUAGCGUGUCAAUUUUUUAUAUGCCAUUAGAAAAUACAGCUCGUCCCUUAUUUGUCAUUAAAAAUUACUACAUUUCUUCUAUGUCAUUAUUUAUAAUUUCUCA
This is a messenger RNA of Panicum virgatum (switchgrass), 1442 nucleotides long. Its product is annotated as transcription factor bHLH144-like. The record is from RefSeq and is a predicted model, not a curated record. The transcript has 2 exons. The coding region runs from base 375 to 1181 and encodes 268 amino acids. Gene Ontology annotation, molecular function: protein dimerization activity. Lineage: Eukaryota; Viridiplantae; Streptophyta; Magnoliopsida; Poales; Poaceae.